UCACCAUCGUUAUGUGACACUAUUUUCUGUGUCUCUCUACUUUUGUCUCUCUAAAUAAACAUUUGUUUCUUUCAACUUUCUCCCUUUAUCUCUCUCAUCAGAUCACUGCUUCAUCUCCCAGAUCCUCCGGUAUACAUGGACAUCAUAAAGGAGUUGCAACAACAGAUUUGAGAUCCCUAGUUUGACUAUCACGCAAGCUUAUGCUGUCAGUGGUUUUCGAAAACAUGGGCUUGUUGUGCAGCAGAAACAAACACUACAGUCAAGCCGAUGACGAGGAAAAUUCUCAGACUGCAGAGAUAGAAAGACGGAUUGAACAAGAAACAAAGGCAGACAAGCAUAUUCAGAAACUUCUUCUACUUGGUGCCGGAGAUUCGGGGAAGUCUACUAUCUUUAAGCAGAUAAAACUCUUGUUCCAAACUGGCUUUGAUGAAGCAGAGCUAAUGAACUACAUCCCAGUCAUUCAUGCCAAUGUUUACCAGACAAUAAAAAUAUUACAUGAUGGGUCAAAGGAAUUAGCUCAAAAUGAAUUAGAGGCCUCAAAGUAUCUUCUAUCAGCUGAAAAUAAGGAGAUCGGCGAGAAGCUUUCAGAAAUUGGAGGCAGGUUGGAUUAUCCUCACCUGACUAAGGAUCUGGUGCAGGAUAUUGAAGCUCUUUGGAAAGAUCCUGCUAUUCAAGAAACUCUGUUACGUGGCAAUGAGCUUCAGGUUCCAGAUUGUGCCCAUUAUUUCAUGGAAAACGUGGGGAGAUUUUCUGAUAUACAUUAUGUUCCAACAAAGGAGGAUGUUCUUUUUGCCCGGAUUCGAACGACGGGUGUCGUUGAAAUACAAUUCAGUCCAGUUGGAGAGAACAAAAAAAUUGGAGAUGUAUAUAGGCUUUUUGAUGUUGGAGGUCAGAGAAAUGAGAGAAGAAAGUGGAUUCAUCUAUUUGAAGGUGUAACAGCAGUUAUAUUUUGUGCCGCUAUUAGUGAGUAUGAUCAAACUCUAUUUGAGGAUGAGAGGAAGAACCGAAUGAUGGAGACCAAGGAACUCUUUGAGUGGGUGUUAAAGCAACCAUGUUUUGAGAAAACUUCCUUCAUGCUGUUUCUCAACAAAUUUGAUAUAUUUGAACAGAAAGUUCUGAAAGUGCCCCUCAACGCUUGUGAGUGGUUUAAAGAUUACCAGUCAGUUUCAACAGGAAAACAAGAGAUUGAGCAUGCUUAUGAGUUUGUAAAGAAAAAAUUUGAGGAGUCAUAUUUCCAAUGCACUGCACCAGAUUGUGUGGACCGGGUGUUUAAGAUCUAUAGAACCACAGCCCUUGAUCAGAAGCUUGUAAAGAAGACGUUCAAACUGGUAGAUGAGACUCUGAGAAGGAGAAACCUCUUCGAAGCAGGUUUAUUAUGAAAUUCUUUAAAUUUUCAAAAACAGAAAUGUUCAUACCUUGAAAGAUGCAUACAAGUUUUGAACAGCGAGGUUGAAACACAGAAAAAAAAAGGCUAUGGCGGGUAUCAUAGCUCACUCCACAAUUUAAGUUUUGUCCAUGUUAGGUCUCUAAGCACAUAUUUCUUUCUAUAUCCCAGUAAUUUUAUGUUCAACUUACAAAGCAGAUGGUUCAAAACAAAAAUUGAUAUUCAAGUAUAUUCUAUUGAUGUUCAUUUUGUUGAA
Molecule: messenger RNA, 1640 nt
Organism: Solanum dulcamara
Lineage: Eukaryota; Viridiplantae; Streptophyta; Magnoliopsida; Solanales; Solanaceae
Product: guanine nucleotide-binding protein alpha-1 subunit
Exons: 14
Coding region: 201-1379 (392 amino acids)
Biological process (GO): adenylate cyclase-modulating G protein-coupled receptor signaling pathway
Cellular component (GO): heterotrimeric G-protein complex
Molecular function (GO): G protein-coupled receptor binding; guanyl nucleotide binding; G-protein beta/gamma-subunit complex binding
Source: RefSeq, a predicted model, not a curated record